This is a messenger RNA of Cryphonectria parasitica EP155, 790 nucleotides long. RefSeq lists its product as uncharacterized. NCBI's taxonomy places the organism in Eukaryota, Fungi, Ascomycota, Sordariomycetes, Diaporthales, Cryphonectriaceae. Bases 275 to 580 code for a protein of 101 amino acids. The transcript has a single exon. The record is from RefSeq and is a predicted model, not a curated record.
ACCGAUCCAUCUCAUCCACCCUUUUGCUUCUCAAGACGAAGAGUGGAGCCCUCACUUCACAAAUUGGGAAUCGCCUCACCUUCGUCUCAUUGUUUUUGAAGAUCCACAAUUGCGGCUCAAGUCCGACAUACCCCCGGGAGGGACUCUCACCUUAAGAAGAAAACGACAAAUCCCGUGUCUUUCCGAGACCAUCGAAUAUUAUUUGGAGGGGGAAAAAAAAAAAAAUUACCCUUGCCUUGCCAUCCUCUCCAUCAAAAAGAGGAAAAGAAAAAAAAUGGCCUUCGGCAUUCGCGCCUCAAACCACCCUUCCCAAUACGCGACGACCGAGCGACCCCCUGUCUGCCCCUGCGCCAGGUGCUUCCACGGUGACAGUGAGGAACGCGCCUUGCGAGAGGCGUGCCGGGCUCCUGCCAAAGAGCUGAGCGACAUCAUCAUCGUCCCUGUGGGCCACAGGCUGCGGCUGUCGAACCCGUUCGCCGGGCUGGCGGCCGGGAGCGGCAGGUUUGGCCAUGCACUGGGGAAGAGGAGGAGUAUCGAUACGGUGGCUUCUGAUAUGAGACCACUGACGAAGAUAGAGUAGGGGAGUUUGGUUACGGGAAGACUUGUGGUGGCUGGGGUGGCAAGAAAUGUGGACGAAUUUGCUUUUGCCUUCACUUCUCAUCUUGAGACAUCGCGCUGCUGUGGUGUAACGCCGGGAUUUGGGUCGGGCUCGGGUGUCUCACACAGAAAACUCGCAGGCUCGAGGCUGUGAAGGGUUGGACGAGUGGACGUUAUUUCCUCCGUAGCCAUG